Pseudomyrmex gracilis is the source of this 5409-nucleotide messenger RNA. RefSeq names its product trafficking kinesin-binding protein milt (gene milt). Lineage: Eukaryota; Metazoa; Arthropoda; Insecta; Hymenoptera; Formicidae. The record is from RefSeq and is a predicted model, not a curated record. The transcript is spliced from 10 exons. The coding region runs from base 432 to 3644 and encodes 1070 amino acids.
UGCAUGCAAAACAAACUCUGAACAAAGAGUUUUAAACAAAAGUGUACCGACUGAUUUGUUUUUUUAUCAGUUAACAUCCAUAGAUAAGACGGGUUCUUCACAAAUUGCUUUCACGCGUGUGUGAAACGUACAUAUUAUAUCUUACAGAACUUAUCGCACCGUUAUCCGAACGAAAGAUCGAAGUCGUUUCCUGUGCAUUCGUUUUUUUGACAGUUGUGCUCUGUACAUUUAUCUCUUCGCGAAUUUGUGUGCGCAUCGCGUAAUUUUAAUGUUCAAAUUACGUCAGCGACACCGAGAGAUUCCGCAGUGUUUUUUAUCAUCGCAACGAGAAGAGAAAGAAAGAGGAUAUCGCGGCUUCGCCGAGAAAAAUGCGAUAUAAGCUUUUUGUUUUUCUUUUUUUCUCUCAAAAUUAUUUUUGACAUUCGCGAAAAAUGCUGCGCGUUUGCGGAGGCGCGUCUUCAAGAGCCGCGAGAACAAGGCGCGGAGCAACAAACCCGACGGAUAUGAGAAGGACACCGUCAAAUUUUAUUCACGAUGGGUCUCUGGCGCGACACGUGCGAACAUCGAUGAUAACGACGGCCUAUUACGCUUCCGACGAGUUGCUGUUUCCUGUGUUUCCGUAUUCUUUCGAAAGCGAGGCGAUAUCACUCGUCGCCACAGCGUCCAAGCUGGCCACCGUGGAAGAUGUGGGUCCAAAGCGGCCCGAAGGCCCCAUUCGACCAGCCGCCGCCUCCCUAAAGGUCUCACCCACGGCGAGGGCGACUCUCCAAGCGCUAAGGUCGUCUAAGAACAAGCUAGUCACCAGCCCGGUCAGCACCCGCGACGCUGAGACCAUCACGGAUGUGUGCAGCGGUGAGGAAUUGCCAGAGGUCGAGAUAAUCAGCUUGCUGGAAGAACAGAUCCCGAGAUAUCGUCUUCGAGCCGACACCUUGACGGAGUUUCAAGGGUACGAGAACGCCGAUUGGUUUGUUCCGGCGCCCGCGCUCAAGGUAGAGGACGUCGAUCUGAAACUAUCGCCGGAUCAGAUCCGGGAGACUCUUAACUACUUCAUCUUAUGUAGCAACCGGGUGAGCCAAAUGACCAAGACCUAUAAUGACAUAGAGGCAGUUACAAGGCUUCUGGAGGAGAAAGAGAAAGACUUGGAACUGACAGCGCGCAUCGGUAAGGAAUUGCUGGCGCACAAUCAGAAACUCGAGACCACGGUAAACUCGUUGGAGGCCGAGCUCAAGGAGUCAAACGAGAAGAUCACUCAGCUGAAUCAUGAGGUGUUGAAGAAAGCUGAGCUGAUACAGAUAUUGACGAACGAUGUGGAUGAGUCUAGCUCAGAGGCCGGGACACCGACCGGCUUCCGUGGGAUCAACCUGGAGAUGCUGCAGAGGAAGGUUAACACUCUGGAAGAAGAGAACAAGCAACUGCGCACCGAGUUUGCGAAGUUGUCGCACGACGCCGACAAUUGCGAAGAGCAAGAAACAAGACUUGUGAAGGACAUUGCAGCGCAAUUAGCAACUGCCAACAUGGAGGUGGACGGAAUAGCAGAGGAACUCGGUCGUCAGAAAGAGGAGAAUCGACUGCAGCACGAGCAGAUAAUCAGUCUCACUGCGAAAUUAAAAGAGACGGAACUCAGGCUUGCUCAGCUCAUGGCGGAGCACGACGAAGUGGGAGCGACGCUAGUCAUCACUAGAGAUAAUCAAAAUACGCUUGCCAACGAACUGGCCGAAUUCAAAGAGCGUUAUGCGGAGGUGGUGAAUUUGCUAGCUGAAACGCAAGAGCAGUUGCGAAAACAAAGGAAACGCGGAAUGCCAACUGUGCGCGGCGGAUCGUUGUUCCCAUCGAUGGGUGCAGCGCCCCAACCGGAUUCUAUAGCUUCUGAAUUGGAAUCGUCUCUUUACUCGGAAUUGAGUGUUGAUUCCGGGAUCAGCACAGGCGAUCGAAUACCAACCUACAAGAAGGUAUUCGAAACCGUUCGAAGCGCGUCCCGAACAUCGUACGCAGGUUUAGAUCCCAAUCAAUUUCCCAAGAUAGGUUCUAUGACAACGUCAACAUUGUCUACCAAUUCGGUUGGUCCCCGCAUGAGUUGCGGACAAAUACGACCACACGCGUCCGCAUUUCCUAGCUUGGACUCUACUGGUCAUAGUGAGAGCGAAGGGUCUGUUCACGAAGCAGAAGAUUAUCCAGCUCCGCAGGGAAUGGGUAUACCUGGUGCUCCCGGUGCAGCUGAUCUGGAAGCUGCUCUGCGUCGUCUAACACCGGCCGAGGUGUUAGCCAGACGUGCGUGUCUCAGUACAGGUGCCGGUUACAAUUACGAUUAUGACGGCGGUGCGAUACACUCCCCUUCAACUUUUCCGCCGUUUGAUUGUCGCACUCCCGACAGCAUCAUGUCGACCGGUAGUAGCGGCAAUUUGAGCGGUUUCGGUGCCAACGCGUGGCGUAUUCCGCAAAAGUUGCAGAUUGUUAAACCGUUGGAAGGCUCGCAGACAUUGCAUCAUUGGUCGCGAUUGGCGACGCCAACACUGGGCGGUUUGUUAGAAGACAGGCCGGGAGUACAGACGAGGGGUGGCCGUGCUCUUGAAGAUCUCGGCCUCUUGACAUUCACUCUCAGCGAUCUAGAGGAAGACGAAGAGUACACCUCCAAUCCUGGAAAACCAUUCCAGGACACCGGUUCCGUUUACACCUUUACAAAUAGUACCGUAAUGCAUCCGGAUGAUCAUACCACCAGCAGCGUGACACCGAGCAUCGUCGGCAGUCGCGUUGCCACAGCGCCUAACAGUGGCAUGAACUCGGGCAUGAAUUCUGGCAUGAGUACCCCUCGCACGCACAGUCGUCGCAACUCUACGUCCACGUUUUCCACUACGCUUGGACUGGCCAAGAUGCUGAACGAAAGAGGUAUCAAAGCUGUCACGCCUUCGUGUGUAGGCACGCCUACGGACGAGAGGAACUUUUCGCCGACCGCUACGCCGUGUAACAGUCCGGAUGCGAGUUUGUCGCCUACGAGAUCAUCGUCGCCGCCGCUUCUGGAGAGCGGCGCGUAUCUGACGUUUGGACUGCUCAGUACCGGCGCGGAACUGUUAAGGCGCACCUUUAAUUACGAACCGCCGGCAUCAUCCAAGAAGAAGAGAUCAAAAUCGAAUAUAUCGCGUUCCGAUAAAAAGGCUCUCACCGGAAUACGCCUGGUUGAGAAAUUGGAGAGAAUUGGAAUUGACACGAUAAUGGCAACUACUGUUAACUCGUCGAUCUCACCGUUGGCACUGCAAGGCGCUCUGUACACGCGUCGCUCGACUGGCAGCCCGAUGGCGCAACUAACUUUCCUCAAAACCUCAAUGUCCUCCAGUAGCAGCCAAGAGAAAUUGAUAUCUCCUUCGUCUUCAACAUCCUCUAUUAGCGAUCAAGUCGUGUCGGGUAAACCACCGUUAUCAAGCAAACGGAACGACAAGGAGUCUACUGUGCCCGGUUCCAGUGCAUUUAAUUCGAGAGCCGCGGGUCAGUCGCCGGAUCGACAGCGGCGAUCAGGUGCUAAAGCGACGAGACCCGAUUUGGGACGAGUUAAACCGCCGGUUUCGCCGCCAGUCACUAAAGAGUCUGCCACGCAGUCGGCGCUGGGAGCAAUUAGUUCGCUUCUGUUCGGCCGCAAGGGCGGCUUAUUGUGAAUAUUUUGUAGGAUUUGUAGUGCGAUGUAGGGAAACGAAUUGAUUGAUUUCAGCAAAUUAAUUUUUAAAUACAUUAGCGAAAAAAUGUUUUCGGUGUUCAAAGUGCAGGAUUUUCAGUUCGUGCGUUUAUCGCUUGAGUGCAUGAUAUAUGCGCCUAUCAUUAUGUUGUAAAUGAUGGGCGUGCUGUUUAUUGUCGGCAUUUUGAUUUGUGUACAGCGGCUUUUAAUCCAAUGAUCAAUUUUAUAAAAUACACAAAUCUUUUUCACACACGAAUUCCGAUGACUCAAAUCUAAUAGGUCUAAUGAUCCUAUACGAAUCACAGUUAGUAAUAUACAAAGUAUCUUUGUAUAUUACAAAUUUAUUAUAUUUUAAAAUUUUAUUUAGAAAAUCGUGAUUGUUAAAAAGUGAGACAAAAAACACGAGUUUUUUUAACACAAUCUGUACAGUAAGCACAAAAUACCUUUUAUCUCAAUAAAAAGUAUAAAGAACUAAAAUCGGGAUAUACGAAGAAGAGGUAGACACAUUUGGUAGUUUGUGGCAAAUGAAAAGGAAAAUUGGUCAAUAACUGAAAAUAUAUACUUAAAGAUUAUUUAAUUUUAUGAUUACGUUGAAGUUUACAAAGGCUCAAUCCCGUUAACUUCAACUUUGUGAUCGACUGUAACUACUCGAUGUGGGUUAUGAACAGGAUAUAAUUCGCUUACGAUUGACUAUAUAUCUAUGGACUGUGCCAAAUGUCUUGUUACAUUAUCACUAUUUUCGAAGAGAAAAAAAACUACAGGAAAGCAACUAUAAAUAUAUUAUUCAACUACUAGAGUGCAUUGUUCAAUAUAAAUUGUAGUUUUAUAUUUAGCAUUUAAAAACUCAAAAGACUUAAAAGUUAAAAUGACAAAUUAAGACUGCUAUAUUUUGCUGUUAAAAAUAUACGUAUGUAUUAUAUAUUUAUGUAUAUUUUUUAAGAGCUCUUUAAACUCUUAUAAUUUUUAUUUUUGUUAAAUUUUGUUCAUUUUUAUUUUUAAUUUUGUUAUGAAAAACACUCGGGUUACAAUUGUAUUGCAUUUCUUCUGACCAACAUACACACAGUCCAUACUUAUCUAGUCAAAAGAGAUCUAUUUGAUGGUAAUAAUUUGAAUAACAAAGGAAACAAGAUGAUACACAAAAACAGUUUUAAAAAAAUAAUACUCGCAGGGUAAUUAAUAUUAUGUAUUCAAAAUUCACAGCUCCAAUGACUCAAAAGUGAGCUCUAGUAUAUAUGUAUCACUUACACACAUACACACAAUAUAAAUCAGUAGUGUACAAAAAAAAAACUACUGGAGGAAAAAAAUUAGGAAAACUGCUGCUUUGGUUCAAUUUCUAUGAUUUUUUUUGCACAAAGUCAGUCUGUUUCGGUGCUAAUUUAUUUUUCUUCGGCAAACGCUUGUUUGAAAGAGUACGUGUAGCGGCACUGUCGAUGCUAUUGUCAGUCUUUGCGCACGGAAGAUUGUGCAUUUAGCGUUGAUUUAAUAGGGAUACUGUACAUAGUUGUAAUAAAGUGCGGCAAAGCGAUGAAAAAAUGCCUUAAAAUAUUUUUUAGUGGUUUUUUUUUCUGAUUAUUCUCGUAUCUUAAUAAUUUAUUUCUAUUUUAUUUUCUGCAAACGAAAAAAACAAAGGCGAGUUCCUUUAAACUGUAAAAGAACUGUAUUAUAUAUAAGAAAGGGAAGAAAGUUUAGCUCGACGCAGCUUUGUACACACAGACGUACAAAUAGUAAUAAAUUAAGUUGGAAAAUAA